This is a messenger RNA of Fraxinus pennsylvanica, 642 nucleotides long. NCBI's taxonomy places the organism in Eukaryota, Viridiplantae, Streptophyta, Magnoliopsida, Lamiales, Oleaceae. The record is from the annotation of a GenBank genome assembly.
AUGAAGCUAGUUUGGUCCCCAGAAACAGCCUCAAAAGCUUAUAUUGACACUGUAAAAUCAUGUAAAACUUUUAGCGAAUCGAGCAUAGCCGAACUUGUAUCAGCCAUGGCAGCAGGAUGGAACGCGAGGCUAAUAGUCGAAACAUGGUGUCAAGGUGGGGACAUAGCCACGAGCAUUGGCCUCGCCUUUGCGAGUCAUCAUACGGGUGGAAGGCAUAUUUGCAUAGUCCCGGAUGAAGCAUCAAGAUCAGAUUACAAUAAAGCCGUACAAAAAUCCGGUUUGUCUGUCCAAGUUAUUGUUGGGGGGCCGGACGAGGCCAUGGAAGGUUUAGAUGGGAUUGAUUUCCUCGUGGUGGAUUGCAAGCAAGACGAGUAUGCAAGAAUACUUCAGUUGGCUAAGUUAGGCCAAAGGGGUGCCGUUUUGGUGUGCAAGAACACGGGUUCGCAUGAUGCCUCGGGGUUCGUGUGGCAAAGUUUCAUUGAUGGGAAAUCAAGAAUUGUGAGAUCAGUGUUUUUGCCCGUGGAGAAGGGGCUAGAUAUUGCUCAUGUGGGGGCAAAAACAGGAAAUGGAAAGGGGGACAAGAGAAAAUGGAUCAAACACAUUGAUACACAAUCUGGAGAAGAAUUUAUCAUCAGGAAGUGA